AUGAGUUCAACAGCUGUCAGUGUCAAUGCCGCGGUGUCGCAAACCUGCCCAGGAGGCGAGAUUUGCUAUUCGUUGAAUAUUCCGGACGAGACUGCCUCUUCUGGAUCUGGAGACAUCUUCUUCCAGAUCACGGCUCCAACGACGCAUCAAUGGGUUGCUCUCGGACAGGGCAGCCAAAUGGCUGGCUCAAACAUUUUCGUCAUGUACGCUUCCGCCAACGGUCAGAACGUCACGCCCGAGCACGACAGCAGUGAUACCGCACAGAUCACAGUGCUUGAAGGCUCGGGUGUCACCAACGGCACCAUGACCGCAAACGUUCGAUGCAGCAACUGCAAUAGUUGGAAUGGCGGAAGCAUGGACUUUCGAAGCUCGAAUGGACAAUGGAUCUAUGCUGCGAAGAGCGGAUCUCCGCUUGAAUCAGAUGAUCUCAACGAAGGACUGAGCAUCCACGACUUGCACAACUCCUUCACCUGGGACUUCACCGCCGCGAAAGGUGGUAGCGACGCCAACCCUUUCCUCGCUGCGGCUUCGUCGAAUACCACCACCACGACAAGCACUAGCGGAGGAUCUUCCCCACCAUCAAACAUCAGAUCAAUCAUGAUCGCCCACGGCGUCCUCGCCUGCCUCGUCUUCGUCAUCCUCCUCCCAGUCGGCGGUAUCCUCGUCCGACUGGCAACUUUCACCGGGUUCAUCAAAGGUCACAUCGCCAUCCAACUCCUCGCUUACGCGAUGUUCGUCGCGGCCGUCGGCAUGGGGGCCUACAUGUCUGACAUGUACGACGUGACGAAUACUCGCCAUCCCAUCAUCGGGAUCAUCGUCUUCAUUCUCAUCGUCUUCCAGCCAAUCUUUGGAUACCUGCAUCACAGACUUUGCAAGAAGACUGGAAGGAGGAAUGUCUGGUCUUUCGUUCAUCUUACGAUUGGGCGGGUGGCCAUCGUCCUGGGAAUCAUCAACGGUGGGCUGGGAUUGGCUCUGGCUGGGAAUGCCCCGAGGGGUGCGAUCAUUGCGUAUGGAGUGAUUGCUGGUAUCUUUGGUGUCACCUACCUUGCUGUUGCGGUCUUUGGUGAGGUUCAGAAGGCGAGGAGUGAGACCGUGAAGGUCGAGGAGGAGGUUGAUCGAGAGAAGGGCCAGCAAGGGUCGGGUUCGCUCGAUCAGAAUGUUUAG
This is a messenger RNA of Zasmidium cellare ATCC 36951, 1164 nucleotides long. RefSeq names its product iron reductase domain protein. Lineage: Eukaryota; Fungi; Ascomycota; Dothideomycetes; Mycosphaerellales; Mycosphaerellaceae. The transcript has 3 exons. The record is from RefSeq and is a predicted model, not a curated record. Bases 1 to 1164 code for a protein of 387 amino acids.